This is a messenger RNA of Cajanus cajan (pigeon pea), 2276 nucleotides long. RefSeq names its product putative glycerol-3-phosphate dehydrogenase [NAD(+)] 1, cytosolic. NCBI's taxonomy places the organism in Eukaryota, Viridiplantae, Streptophyta, Magnoliopsida, Fabales, Fabaceae. Gene Ontology annotation, biological process: glycerol-3-phosphate catabolic process; carbohydrate metabolic process. Gene Ontology annotation, molecular function: NAD binding; glycerol-3-phosphate dehydrogenase [NAD(P)+] activity. The record is from RefSeq and is a predicted model, not a curated record. Gene Ontology annotation, cellular component: cytosol.
UGACAAACAUGCCCUUUUUCUCUAGAAGUUGACGGAGGCGCUUCUCAUCCCUAGUACGAGAAAGUGACUCCGAAUUUUCUAUCGUCUUCCCUUCUUUCACACUCAAGCACGUUUUCAAAUUCCAGCAUUCCACGCAAACCCCAAUUGGCAAAGCGUGUUGGUGUAUCCGCCCACAUAAUUUUUUUGUUUUUAACUUAUUUGUUGGGUUUAGAUUACCAAAGUGCUAGAUUUGAGGUUCAUUGUUUUUGUUUUUUUAUUUUUUCUUCUAAUGAAUGUCGUGCUGGUAGAAGUUCUAGGAAGAAGCUAGUAGUUGUUGCUCUGAGGGUUAUUUAAUCACUGUAUAAUAUUAUUAUUACCCAGUUGGAGAUUAGUGUUUUUAUGAGUUCUGAUUGACGGGGUUGUUUGUUCUAGUUAGGAUUUGAUGUUGUAGAAGUUUGAAGCAUUUUUGAGCCAGAUAAUUGUACUUAAAAAGGUUAGAACUUGCAAUCCUGCAAGUGUUUUUCUCACUAGGAUUUGUGGGGGCAUUAGAGAAUAGUGAGAUUUUGUUGGCAGAUCUAAUAUCUCAGAAUUUGUAGGGUAACCAUCGAGGUGCUUUAGUUUGGAAGGAAGAUGGUUGGAAGCAAUGGGAAUGCAUUUUCAAAUGGUUCUCUUUUGAAUGUAAAUGGUGGUAGUUUAGAAGAGAAGGUUGAUGAGAUUCGUGGGCUUAUUGGGAAAGUGGAGGGCGAUCCAUUGAGAAUAGUUGGCGUUGGAGCUGGUGCUUGGGGUAGUGUGUUUAUUGCUAUGUUGCAGGAGGCUUAUGGUAGUUUAAGAGAAAAGGUUCUGAUAAGGAUAUGGAGAAGGCAGGGAAGAACGGUUGACAGGGCCACGGCUGAGCACUUGUUUGAGGUGAUCAAUUCAAGGGAGGAUGUACUGAGGAGGCUUAUUAGGAGGUGUGCAUAUUUGAAAUAUGUUGAGGCUAGGUUAGGUGAUAGAACACUUUAUGCAGAUGAGAUUUUGAAAGAUGGGUUUUGCUUGAAUAUGAUUGAUACCCCUCUGUGCCCUCUGAAGGUUGUGACAAACCUGCAGGAGGCUGUGUGGGAUGCUGAUAUUGUGAUUAAUGGCUUGCCAUCAACGGAAACUCGUGAGGUGUUUGAGGAAAUUAGUAAGUACUGGAAAGAGAGAAUCACUGUCCCUGUCAUUGUUUCCUUGGCAAAAGGUGUAGAGGCUGAAUUGGGCACUGAGCCACGGAUAAUAACUCCAACUCUAAUGAUCAAUCGAGCAACUGGAGUUCCCAUGGAGAGCAUCCUUUAUCUUGGAGGACCAAACAUUGCCUCAGAAAUUUACAACAAGGAAUAUGCAAAUGCUCGGAUAUGUGGGGCAGAAAAAUGGAGGAAACCGUUGGCAAAGUUUUUGAGGCAAACUCACUUUAUAGUGUGGGAUAAUGUUGAUCUUGUUACCCAUGAAAUCAUGGGUGGAUUGAAGAAUGUAUAUGCUAUUGGAGCAGGGAUGGUUGCUGCUUUAACAAAUGAAAGUGCCACCAGCAAAUCAGUAUACUUUGCACACUGUACCUCAGAGAUGAUUUUUAUCACUCAUCUAUUGACAGAAGAACCAGAGAAACUUGCAGGGCCACUUUUGGCCGAUACUUAUGUAACCUUGUUGAAAGGCCGUAAUGCAUGGUAUGGACAGAAGCUGGCCAAAGGUGAAUUGAGCCUUGAAAUGGGUGACAGUAUCAAGGGCAAGGGGAUGAUUCAGGGAGUUUCUGCUGUUAGAGCUUUUUAUGAGCUACUUAGCCAUUCCAGCUUAAAUGUCCUUAAUCCUGAAGAAAACAAGCAUGUAGCUCCAGUGGAGCUUUGUCCCAUCUUGAAGAUGUUGUACAAAAUACUGAUAAUAAGGGAAUCUCCUACCCAAGCCAUUCUGCAAGCAUUAAGAGAUGAGACCAUGAAUGAUCCCCGUGAGCGCAUUUUGAUUGCCCAAAGCCAUGUGUUUUAUAGGCCAUCUCUUCUUGGUCACAAGCCUUAGUGUUUGGUUCUACGUUGAAAAGCUUCCAACACCACUUUAAAUCUAGAGUGCAUUGCAACACUCUGAUCUCAAUGACACAGUCUCAUGAUGUUUGUAAAUAUUAUUUUGUAUAUUUCUUUCCCAUUCUCAUCGCCUCCAAUCAUGGGUUGUUGUCAUGCUUGGUAAGAUUUUGACUCUAAUAAUGGAUUGUCAAUUUGUCAUGCAUGAUAAGAUCGACUUUUGUAAUAAUCACGUCAAAAAUUAUAUUUAAAUUUAUUUUGAAUUGGUUGAUUAUAAAA